AUGGCUGAUAUGUGUGUCGCCCCGGAUGGGCAGAGACCAUUUUCUUUUGGGCUCGAACCUCGCACACUGGCAUUUGUCGCGACGACUCUUGCUUGCACCCCAUUCGCGCUGAUCAUUCUGGGGCCGUUCUUGGUUGGCCUCGUUGGCCGCUGCAUAGGAUGGGUGCUGCUUAAGAAGACGGAAGGCCGCCGGUCCUUGCUCGUUGGCUUGAUGAACGAUGAUAACAAAAAGAGUGCUGAACAAAGCAGUACUGCAUCAAGCUCAAGCGAAGAAUGGGAAAAAGUUCAGGCUCCCGACGCCAAAGCUACAACAACUGAGAAGUCGAGCCAGCAGGACUGGGACGGCAUUAUAGGCUUUUUCCACCCAUUUUGCAAUGCUGGAGGUGGUGGUGAACGCGUUCUUUGGGCUGCUAUCCGAGCGACACAGACCCGCUGGCCAAAUGCAAAGUGCGCCGUCUAUACAGGAGAUCACGAAGCUACCAAAGAAGAAAUCUUAUCACGUGUAAAGGCUAGGUUCAACAUUAGCCUACACCCCGCCACGAUUACCUUCAUAUACCUUUCGAAACGACACUGGGUUCUGCCAUCGACCUGGCCACACUUCACUCUACUCGGCCAGUCGAUUGGAUCCAUGGUAUUAGCUUGGGAUGCCUUCUCUCUCCUCGUACCUGACGUCUUCAUGGACACCAUGGGCUAUGCCUUUGCCAUUGGCUUGUGCAAAUUCCUGUUUCCUCGAAUCCCUACCGGCGCCUACGUCCAUUACCCCACCAUCUCGACCGAUAUGCUCGACUCUCUAGAUGCCACCGCCGAAGCUGGUGAGAAAGGUGCGAAUGCCGGAAAGGGAGCUGGAAAUCUCGGCAAAGUCAAGCGAGCAUACUGGCAAUUGUUUGCCCAGCUCUAUUCUUGGGUUGGAUCUUCUAUCGAUGUCGUCAUGACCAAUUCCACCUGGACACAAGGCCACAUCAAGACUCUAUGGGGCCCAUACAGAGAAGAAAAAGAUAAGGGUCACCCCAUGGCCGUUGUGUACCCGCCUGUCGCUGUGGAAGAACUAGAGCAAGAGGUUGAGGUGUCCGAAGCGAGUGAGAAGAAGGUUCGACAACCAGUCAUCAUUUACAUUGCCCAAUUUCGCCCAGAGAAGAACCACCAACUCAUUCUACAGUCGUUCGCGCAGUUUUUGAAGACAGGAACCAAGGCUGCCCAAACAGCCAAGUUGGUUCUUGUUGGCAGUGUCCGCGAUGAUGGAGACUCCAAGCGAGUGUACCAGCUGAGAUUGCUGGCAAAUGAGCUGAGCAUCAAGGAUAGAGUUGAGUUUCAUCUUGAUGCCUCUUGGCCUGAAAUUCUGGAUUGGCUGAGAAAGGCAUCCGUUGGAGUCAACGGUAUGUGGAACGAACACUUUGGCAUCGGAGUUGUUGAGUAUCAGGCAGCCGGAUUGAUCUCCGUCGUCCAUGAUAGCGCGGGUCCAAAGCUUGACAUUGUGGUACCAGUCGAUGGAUUGCCAACCGGAUUCCACGCAACAUCCGCUGACGAAUUCGCUGCCGGAUACGAAAAAGCCUUGUCCGUUGAAAACCCGCUAGAGAUGCGUCUCCGCGCUCGUCAGUCCGCCAAGAGAUUUACAGAGGCAGAGUUUGCCAAGAAAUGGAUUAAAGAAGCCGAGCGACUCAUUGCGCUGAGAAAAUAG
Molecule: messenger RNA, 1674 nt
Organism: [Torrubiella] hemipterigena
Lineage: Eukaryota; Fungi; Ascomycota; Sordariomycetes; Hypocreales; Clavicipitaceae
Source: the annotation of a GenBank genome assembly